Messenger RNA from Panicum hallii, 1318 nucleotides. RefSeq names its product glyoxylate/succinic semialdehyde reductase 1. The transcript is spliced from 8 exons. Gene Ontology annotation, cellular component: cytosol. NCBI's taxonomy places the organism in Eukaryota, Viridiplantae, Streptophyta, Magnoliopsida, Poales, Poaceae. The record is from RefSeq and is a predicted model, not a curated record. Gene Ontology annotation, molecular function: 3-hydroxybutyrate dehydrogenase activity; NADP binding; NAD binding. The coding region runs from base 165 to 1046 and encodes 293 amino acids.
CGCUCUCUUGUCUCUAGUCUCUAGCCUAAAGGUCGAACACAACUGCACAAGUGUAUCCCCGCGGUUGCUGCGUCGCGCACACAGAGGAGAGGAGAAGAGAGGAGAGGGAUUUCUUUCAGGAAAAAAGAGAGGAGAGGGAGGAGCAGGGGUGGGAGGAGGUCGAGAUGGAGGUCGGCUUCCUGGGGCUGGGCAUCAUGGGGAAGGCAAUGGCGACCAACCUCCUCCGCCACGGCUACCGGGUCACCGUCUGGAACCGGACCAUCGCCAAGUGCCAGGAGCUCGUCGCGCUCGGGGCCACCGUCGGGGAGACGCCCGCCGCCGUCGUCGCCAAGUGCAGAUACACCAUCGCCAUGCUCUCCGACCCCAGCGCCGCCCUAUCCGUUGUCUUCGACAAGGAUGGCGUGCUCGAGCAGAUCGGGGCUGGCAAAGGCUACAUCGACAUGUCCACUGUCGAUGCCGCAACUUCUUCAAAGAUUAGUGAGGAAGUUAAACAAAAAGGCGGCGCUUUCAUUGAAGCUCCGGUUUCAGGGAGCAAGAAGCCAGCUGAAGAUGGUCAAUUGGUCAUUCUUGCUGCCGGGGACAAGACAUUGUAUGAUGAAAUGGUUCCUGCAUUUGAUGUACUUGGGAAAAAGUCGUUCUUUUUGGGAGAGAUUGGAAAUGGAGCUAAGAUGAAGCUGGUGGUCAACAUGAUCAUGGGAAGUAUGAUGAAUUCUUUGUCUGAGGGACUCUGUUUGGCCGACAAAAGUGGGUUGAGCCCCCAGACGCUUCUUGACGUACUGGAUCUCGGCGCCAUUGCAAACCCAAUGUUCAAGCUGAAGGGGCCCGCAAUGCUGCAGGGCAGCUAUAGCCCUGCAUUUCCUCUGAAACAUCAGCAGAAGGACAUGAGGUUAGCUCUUGCCCUGGGAGAUGAAAACGCCGUCUCCAUGCCAGUCUCAGCUGCUGCGAAUGAGGCAUUCAAGAAGGCUAGAAGCCUGGGCCUGGGGGACCUGGAUUUCUCGGCGGUCUAUGAGGUAGUGAAGGGCGCAGGUGGUUCAGGCCAGGCAUGAUAAGCAAUCAGCGGGCUCGUUUGGAUGCUAGAUUUGCAGCAGUGUCUCUCGUUCGUUGUAAGGCAAUUGGCUCGUCUUCAUAGCGUGUGUAUAUCCAGGAUCUGGAACCCGACUUCGCAGAAAAAAUAAGUCAGCAUUUGAUGGUUUGCUUGCACGAUAGAUGUUACUGGAAGCUUGGAACUAGCUGCGUGCAUCACGAAUGAUUUUUUUUUUUUUGGACCUGCCUCAGCAGAUUGAAAACAUACAAGAAAUGGCACUCUUCUCCUUUGUCA